GGGGGACUGAGACAGACUACCAGCAGUAACUAAUUUUGUUAAUAAUUUUGAUUUUUUUUAACUGUUUUUUUGCAAUUUAGUAAUCAUUUAAAGAGAAAAUAAAUAAUACAAACUAAGCCUUGUAUCUUCAUUUUGCAACUGCACUAUCCCUUUUUAGUUUUUACUGAAAAAAAAUGAAUAGAAAUGUUGAAAAUCCUCGAAAAUCGAAACGAAACAGUAGCCUGUUGCGGUCAGUGGUAAUCCGGGGGAAAACAAAAUGGCGGUGAAUGCUGCAAGUUUUGUGCACAAAAAUUGUAGUCGUUUAACGAGAAAUAGUUUUGUUAAUCUUUCAAAUUUAUUUUAUAGCAAUAUCUUUCGAUGUAAGCAUUUAGGAACGCUGAGCACAUCGAAUAUAUUUUCAUUAGAGACGGGAGGGCGUCGCCAUAUUUGUACCCAAGGAGUGACAUACGGUCGGUUGUUUAAACUUGAUCAUUUAGUCUUUCGUUGUUCAAGCACAGACGCGACAACUGUAGCGGGCAGAGUGCAAAAGUUUAGAAAGCUGUUGUAUGAUUUUUAUCUUGGAGGCAAAGCUUUGUUCCAAGAUGUUAAAUCGACCUGGAAGAUCAGACAAAAACUUCGCCAAAAUAGUUGGAAUUAUGACGUUUUGCAGAGAAGCGAAUUGUGGACAAUGUUUAAGACUCAAAAGAAUGUCAAAAAGACUCUCCCAAUCAUAGCAUUAUCGUUUCUUCCUGUGAUCGGCUAUCUUGGACCUAUCAUCGGGUUCUUGAGGCCACGGCAAUUUCUUUCUGAUCAUUUCUGGACUGAGAAACAAAAGAAGAAGUUCAAAGCUUUGGACAGUAAGGAAAGAAUAGAGUGCAGAAAUGCAAUAUUUCACAUCAUCCACGAGGAAACUAAAAAACCAGGAAAUGAAGAGCAUCAGUUGUUGCACAAAAUAACUGCCAGAGCUGAUCUAGACGACGAUGCACCUUUUGAAAAGACCUUUUCAGCCUUCUCAAGCGGAGGUUUCGAGUUAAACAAUCUUGAACAUGUUCACCUGAAAAAGCUGUGUUCUUUUUGGAUUCUGAGAUCAUUAUGGCCUAGCUUCAUGUUAAAACGAAGUUUGAAAAAUGAGAUGUUCGUCAUUCACAGAGACGACAUCGCUCUAGCCCGCGAAGGAGUUGAAACGCUGGACGAAAAACAGUUGAAAGAGGCCUGCCACGUGCGUGGACUGGAUACAUCACAUACCUCCCAGGAAGAUCUACAAAUUUGGCUCAAAAGUUGGCUGGAGCUUACCAAAGAUGUAUCAGAUAACGAGACUUCAUAUCUUGCCCAUCAUGCUGUGUUUAAGGCCCUGGACGUUCAAGAAACGGUAAACGAGCGAUCGAGAAGUCAGGUCAGGUGACUACUAUAGGCAUGCAGACGUGGUAACUGGUAAGCAUCAGGAAAUUGCUGAAAAUUCGCAAUUUUUAAAUCAACUGUAAUCCAAGGCGCAGUACUUUUGCGUAUAGCAUAAACAUUGCAAAGACUGUGCUGACCAAUAACUGCCACAUAUGGCACUAACUGUAUCACGAACAACAGACCGCACGAAUCAUGAUGUCAUCUGCGCGAGCAGAAUUCCCUGCGAGAAGGGAAUGGUGUAAGUUACGCAGAUUAAACACGGUUGGAAGUCAUGAUACAAUAGGUCGAUCAAUGAAGCCAAUUAUCAUUUAUUUCAUUUAGGCUAUUUUGCCCUCUAACUUGUGAAACAUCUGGUUUAAAUUAAAUAUUUGCACAUACUCAUGUGACAUAUAACAUAUCCAUAGAUUUGGUAUUAUU
Dendronephthya gigantea is the source of this 1794-nucleotide messenger RNA. RefSeq names its product LETM1 domain-containing protein 1-like. Gene Ontology annotation, biological process: intracellular monoatomic cation homeostasis. The record is from RefSeq and is a predicted model, not a curated record. Gene Ontology annotation, molecular function: ribosome binding. Bases 257 to 1381 code for a protein of 374 amino acids. Gene Ontology annotation, cellular component: mitochondrial inner membrane. Lineage: Eukaryota; Metazoa; Cnidaria; Anthozoa; Malacalcyonacea; Nephtheidae. The transcript is spliced from 7 exons.